Messenger RNA from Parnassius mnemosyne (clouded apollo), 528 nucleotides. NCBI's taxonomy places the organism in Eukaryota, Metazoa, Arthropoda, Insecta, Lepidoptera, Papilionidae. The record is from the annotation of a GenBank genome assembly.
AUGAAGCAUGAUAUUGAAGUAACCUCAGAUUUUCAAUGCAAUAAGAAGCCUGUAAAAGGUACAGCGAAAUGGAGCCAGAUUGAAACAUUUUAUCAGUUGGACAAAACCAACCCCAAUUUAGUUUAUGCUCCUCAACUGACAGAUAAUCAUUUGCGUCCAAAUUGUCAGCAGAAAAUGAGAGUAAAGUUAGCAGCACAAGUGUUUAACCACUCUGUUACAACUGGCAUGUUAAUGAAAAUUGCUCAAAAUAAUUGGUAUACAACUGUAAGUUUAGCUAGAGAGCUCAUGAAAAACGAAACACAUUUGAUCGGAACUUUACGCAAAAAUCGCAAACAUUUCCCUAAAGUUAUUGUUUCCACCAAGCUCAAAAAAGGCGAGUUUAUUGCCAAAGAAAGUGAUGACGGUAUAACCGUUUUAAGAUGGAAAGAUAAGAGAGAUGUUUUAGUCCUCUCCACGAAACAUUCAACGCGUUUUCUGCCCAUCAAUAAACAUAAUAAAAACAACUAUGAAACCGGCUAUAGUUCUUGA